AUGGCUAAAUGGGUGAUAGUUAACAGUUCCAGAGUAAAGAGCAAAUCAUAUCAAUCGGAUUCAGUGAACAAUAGCUCACAACUUGCACUCAAAAUGAUUCCUCUGCGGUGUUGUGUCAAGAAGUAUGAUUGGGGACAGAAAGGGAUGGACAGUGCGGUGGCCCGGUUCGUCAAAAACCAAAUACCCGGCUAUUCAGUGGACGCCGACUCUCCACACGCUGAGCUCUGGAUGGGCACCCACCCGUCGGGGCCCACGAUUGUGGUCAGUCCUGACCCGGAACUGGACAACAAGACGUUGUUGAAUCUGUUGCAGUCAUUCCCGGAAUACGUGGGAACAGUCAAUAUUGUGGCCAAAUAUGGGGAUAACCUUCCGUUUCUAUUCAAAGUGUUGUCCGUAGGGAAGGCGCUGUCAAUACAGGCGCACCCGAACAAGCAGUUGGCCGAAGAGUUGCACCGAACGGAUCCUUUCCAUUACCCGGAUGCUAAUCACAAGCCUGAGAUGGCGAUCGCAUUGACAGACUUCGAGGCGUUGGUUGGAUUCCGACCUCAUUCGGAGGUCGAGGCGUUCUUAGACAACGUGCCGGAGUUUAGGGCUGUUGUGGGCAACGAGUCGACCGCUAACUAUAAGAACUCGGCCGACAAGAAACAGGGACUCAAACAGUUCUUUACUGCACUGAUGUCUGCGCCCGAGAAUGUUGUAACGCAAAACUUGGAGGCAUUGGUCCAGAGGUGGUCCAGAGAGGAGACCAUAGACCCGGAUAAGGAGGCGCUGCGGCAACUGUUUCUUCGCCUGUACUCGCAGUUCCCUAACGACAUCGGAUGCUUUGCCAUCUUUUAUCUCAAUUAUCUCAAUCUGAAACCAGGAGAAGCCAUAUAUCUGGGUCAGGACGAGCCCCACGCCUACAUACUGGGAGAUUGCAUUGAAUGUAUGGCCUGUUCUGAUAACGUGGUUCGCGCGGGACUGACCCCUAAGUUCAAGGACGUGAAGACACUGAGCAAUAUGUUGACUUAUAUCAGCAAAUCGGCAAAAGAGCAGUUCCUCUCUCCCAAAGUGGUCGACGAGUUCACCAAAUCAUAUGUGGUUCCGGUGCCAGAGUUCGUAGUGGACGCCAUCCAAGUGGACGGACAACACGUGAACCUAACCUUUGAAUACGUGCUGACGAAGAAGGAGAGCGGUUCCAUAAUAAUCGUCAUCAGAGGUGAGUUCAAUUGCAACGAAACAGCUAUAACUGCCGGUUAUGUUGGAUUCAUUCCCGCCAUGACAUCGCUCCGUAUCAAUCAACUCAAGUCUCCUCUCUUGAUAUACAGAGCCUAUUGUCGAACUGAUUGAGUAAUAAUUAGUCGUCUAUUAGUUUUAGUUUAGUUUAACUUUAAUUUAACAAAACAUUUAUACAAUAUAUCAGAGAAAAGGUUUAUAAUUUUUAGUGAAUAUUCAAAUGUAUUCUAAUCUAUCAUGUGAUACACAAAAUGAAUAAUCGAUUCAAACAUAUAAUAAAACAGUUUAAGCGUUUUAAGUAUUAAUAUAAUAAAGCAUUUCUAUUGGAAAAUGUCAAAAAAUUUUGUGCAAUAAAUUAAUUAUUUUAAUUAUGGUU
Messenger RNA from Oppiella nova, 1591 nucleotides. The record is from the annotation of a GenBank genome assembly. Lineage: Eukaryota; Metazoa; Arthropoda; Arachnida; Sarcoptiformes; Oppiidae.